Oikopleura dioica is the source of this 936-nucleotide messenger RNA. The record is from the annotation of a GenBank genome assembly. NCBI's taxonomy places the organism in Eukaryota, Metazoa, Chordata, Appendicularia, Copelata, Oikopleuridae.
AUGAUGAAAAUAUUUCUUCUUUCAACUUUUGCCGCUGAAGCAAAACUCGCCCUAAAUCACGUUUCCCGAACAUUGACCGGUCAGUGGAUAGAUGAUUUUUACAGCAGUGAACACUCUCAAUCGUCAAGCAGAUUCAAAAGAGAAGCUUCUGUUGGAGAGAAGGGAUUCAGGCCGCUAGCCGCGAUGAUGCUUUACAUGCAGGGAGAAUUUCGGAGGAACAAGGAUCCUCGAGAUCGGGAUGAUUUCAACGAAAUGCUCGCGGAAAUCGAAGCGAAAUACACCUCCUACGGCUGUUAUUGCUGGAUUGACGGCGUCGACGCUGGUGUCAUCGGUGGAGGACGUCCUAAAGAUACAAUCGAUCAUCACUGCAAAGAACUCUACAGAUGCUACAAAUGCGUGAACAGCGAUUACAACACCAACUACACCGAGAUCUCCUACAGCGUCAAUUUCUCCAUCACCGAGCCAGAAAACGAAGGAGGAAAGAUCCGGAGAAAUCUGGAAUGCGGCCACAACGGGAAAGAAGAUGCUUCGAACAUCUGCGAGUGCGAUAAGCAUUUUGCAAUUGAAAUCGCCAAAGAAGCUCGACAAUGCGAUAGGGGAGCUGAUGACCAUGAGGAUUUUGGAUCGAGGUGUAUUGAUGAACAGUACAGGACGAUCAAUGGCGGAGGAUCAUUUGUGCCAAAUGCCCAGUGCGACAAGAAAAUGGCGGACAUCAGUCGAGAUCAUUGCUGUGGAAUCUACCCCGAACGAAAGCCAUACAAUAAGGACAUAAAAGAGUGCUGCGAAAUAACAAGAAUCGACUCCAACUUGAACAACGUCACUACUUACGAGAUCUUCGGCGCUGGAACUUGCGAAGAUCGCGAAGGAGUAGUCGUCGAAUCUAUUCCCGGGGAUCCUCACAGCUAUAUCGCGACUUUUAAGAAAUCCAAUUUGUAA